UAAAAUUCCAUUGACAAGAAGAAGAAAGAUGGCGUCCUCUAACAAUCCUCGCAAAUUUAGCGAAAAAAUCGCUUUGCAUAACCAGAAACAGGCGGAAGAGACGGCCGCAUUCGAAGAGGUGAUGAAGGACUUGAAUAUCACAAGAGCUGCCCGGUUGCAGUUACAGAAGACCCAGUAUUUGCAACUAGGGCAGAAUCGUGGACAGUACUAUGGAGGCUCACUGCCCAAUGUCAAUCAGAUUGGAAAUGGCAACAUUGACCUGCCUUUUCAGAACUCUGUCCUGGAUACCAGUCGGACAACCAGGCACCACGGGCUGGUGGAGCGUGUUUACCGUGACCGGAACCGCAUUACAUCUCCUCACCGUCGACCGCUAUCAGUUGACAAACAUGGACGCCAGAUUGACAGCUGUCCUUACAGCUCGGUUUACCUCUCCCCACCACCAGACACAAGCUGGAGAAGGACAAAUUCAGAUUCUGCCUUACAUCAGAGCACCAUGAAUCCUAAACCUCAAGAGGUUUUUGCAGGGGGAUCACAGGAGAUCCAGCCUAAACGAGUGCCAGGGACAGAGAACACAGAAACAAAUCCAGACAAGGAUGCACAAAAACAGCUGUGGGAUGACAAGAAGGAUGACUCCUCGAAGCCAGGCACAUGUGAUGUCCCAGGAAUUAAUAUAUUUCCAUCACCAGACGAGGAACUGAACCCUUCGGUGCUCCCACCUCCACACAACACUGGUGGUUCACUGCCUGAUCUCACAAACAUCCAGUUCCCUCCUCCGCUGUCCACCCCACUGGACCCAGAAGAUGCAGUGGCCUUUCCAUCGCUUAGCUCAUCCAACAGCACAGGCAGCCUCACUACCAACCUCACGCACCUCGGCAUCAGUGCUGCUAGUCACGGUAUCGCUGUAUCCUCCCCUCAACCCACAAUGACAGUAACAGCCCAGCGCCGGCAACCGACUGUGGUGCCGCUCACCCUCACAACUGAGCUCCAUCUCCAACAGUCUCCACAGCAGCUCUCACCCACACUGUCCUCACCCAUUAACAUCACACAGGCUCUGCCAACAGAACCGCUGACGCUUGAGCAGCAGCUGGCCCAGUACCCCCUGUUCAACCAGCUGACGGCUCAGGCCCAGGCUCAGCUCCUCAGUGACCUCCAGAAGCAACAGCAGGCCUUGUCACAAGGUAUCCAGCUCAUCACAGUGCCAACUCCAGCCUCCACCGGAACCUCUACGGCCACUGCGUCCAGUCCCUCCCCGGACAGCCAGAGCCAGACCAGUGCCAGCAUCAGCAUCAGCUCGUAUCGCAAUCAGACUGGCUCACCAGCCACUCAGUCUCCAACCUCCCCAGUCUCCAAUCAAGGCUUCUCUCCUGGCGGCUCGCCUCAACAUAUUCCUGUGGUGGGGAGUAUAUUCGGCGAUUCUUUCUAUGAUCAGCAGUUGGCAUCAAGACAGACCAAUGCGCUGUCUCACCAGCUGGAACAGUUCAACAUGAUCGAAAACCCCAUCAGCUCCACCAACCUGUACAGUCAGUGCUCCACUCUCAACUACUCACAGGUGGCCAUGAUGGGCCUCACUGGGAGCAGCCUACAAGACGCUCAGCAGCUAGGGUACAGUAACCAUGGCAACAUCCCAAAUAUUAUCCUCACAGUCACAGGCGAGUCUCCGCCCAGUCUCUCCAAAGAGUUGACCAAUUCGCUGGCAGGAGUUGGCGACGUCAGCUUCGACGCAGACUCCCAGUUUCCAUUGGAUGAGCUGAAGAUCGACCCCCUCACCUUGCAUUUGCUCAGUGACCCCGACAUGGUACUAGCUGACCCUGCCACUGAGGACACUUUCAGGAUGGACAGGCUGUAACAUGGGAUCUGGUCACCAGCAGCAAGUCUUUAUGGGGUGGGGGGGAUACGCACUUGUGAAUGGCAAAAUGAAGGGCAGGAUUAACCCUCUCCCUCGUUGCAUGGCCGUCCUCGACUCCAUAAAGCCCUUUGAAAUGAUGCACCACCAAAAGACAACAGGGAAAAAAAGACAUCCAGUGGCUUGCCAUGGAAUGGCCUUGCUGUCGUAUUGAGAUUGGUUGCUCAACGCUUUUUGCUAGCCUGCUGUGUUUACAGUGUAUCAUUACAUGCUGCAUAUAUUCCAAAAUGCACAUUUGACCUUCAUUUCAUAUCCACUACAACAUUUCUUUUUGUAUAUAUUUUCUCAUAGCAAGGAGCUGCUAAAACAUUGGGCAACACCUCACACAUUAUAAAGGCUGUUAUAGUGGAAAGGGGGCUUAAAAAAAAAUAAUCAGCCGAGUUACUUGUAACCCUGCACUGAAUUUUUUUCCGGUCAUGCCAUAAUGGCUUUUUAUUUCACAAAGCUUUAUUUUUACAACCAAAUGUUAUUUUCGUCAUGUACUGUAAGUUUUGAUGCAUUAUAUGUUUGUUUGUUUUUUUUAUUUAUUUAUAGAUUUUAUAUUCCAUUUCAUAAUUUAAAUUUGAUGCCAAAUGCUCUUUGUAGGUGUAGUGUGAUAUUGCACUGUUAUGUAUCUAUUUAUUUGUCUUUAUUAAUUACUAACAUAUUUAUGUGUUUAUUUAAGCUACUUGGUUAAUGGAGUGGAAAACCUCCCCAUAGUUGCUCUUUGGUGUUUGAUGUGCCAUUCUAAUCUAGGGGCGUGGCCAGCGUUACCAUGAUGCAGCCCGACACUAAAGGGCAGUCCAAACGCUAAUGGCUUUUAGCACCAGUCCAGAAUAAUGCUGCUUAUUCUAUAAGUGGGCUGGUUAUUUUUUAACGUCACUCAAAAUGACAUUUUUCUCAGAAAAUCAUCAGGUAUUUCUAUUUAACUAGAAAGCAGAGAAAAAUAUCUUGAGUCUUUUUUUUUUUCUGCCAUUGAAAAGCGAGUACAUUUACAGAAUGCUCUUUUUGAGGAAACGUGCUGUUUUUAAACCAGAGUACAGUAAAAUCUUUCAAACUUUUUCAGUCAUCACUGUGAAAUCACCUGAUUUUGCCUUACAUAAGUAUUCUGCUGUUCUGCAUAAGUGUCUGAUGUGACGACGUAUUUUCGUAACUUAUUGUAACAUUUUCCUGUACCGAAAGGAACUUUUUGGUCUGUAAUAUUUGUGGUUAUGUUGUGCAAGUUUUGACAAAUCAGUGUACUGUAUUUUGUAGCGGUACAGUUUAUUGCCAAAUUCUUGUUUUAUAAAGCUGGAAAGAAAGAGGAAAAAAUUAAAAAUGAACGAAUGCUUUCAUUUGAUUGAGUGCAAUUUAUGGGGAGGCUUUUUGCUCCUUGGUAGGGAAGCUCUAACAAAAAUGCAGUUGAACAUUUUGUUGUUCUUGUACAAUGAACAAUAACAGCUGUAGUUGUUGAACAGUAUUGAACGCUUGGCAUCAGUUUGAUCAUUUUGGGGGCCCUUUAAUUGAAAGAUACUGUUGAAUCUAGAUGUAAAGCUCAAGCAAUAGCAGCAUGGAUUGGUUUAACAAAUGAUUCUGAUUAUUGCUCAAUCCCUAAAUUUCUUUAUCCAGAUUGUUACAAAAUUUUAUAUUGUGUGACCUUCUCCCCACCCCCACCCCCCCACUAGCAGGAAUUUCCUCAUUCAAUUCAGUAAUAUAAUGGUCACAUUUGUUACGCUUUCAGGGAUGUGGUAAACUAAUUAUUUACACCACAUUUUCAGCCGUACAGUGUUUACAUGCAUUUAGCUGAGCAUUUCAUAUGACCCGUUACUGCAUCUGUGACACCAUCUCCGUCGUUCAGGCGCCAUGCUUAGCGGUUUGCAGCGUUUGGUACAAAACGCUCUUCUGGGCUUUUUGUCAGAGUUUCCCUGAGAGCUGCUCUAUUGUAAAGUUAAUGUACAGAUGUGAUAAUUAUUUACUUAAAGCCCCCUUUGGGAAGAGUUCUUACCACCUGUUAAACCGAAGGGUUCAGAUUUACCAGAGUUAUUCCAUGUUUAAAAUGACCAUAUCAUAGCUUUUGUCUUUAAUACUACUGUGUGGGUCCUAUG
Thalassophryne amazonica is the source of this 3966-nucleotide messenger RNA. It is a transcript of the gene crtc1b, whose product is annotated as CREB regulated transcription coactivator 1b. The transcript is spliced from 14 exons. Gene Ontology annotation, biological process: positive regulation of transcription by RNA polymerase II; protein homotetramerization. Gene Ontology annotation, cellular component: cytoplasm; nucleus. Bases 29 to 1846 code for a protein of 605 amino acids. Gene Ontology annotation, molecular function: cAMP response element binding protein binding. The record is from RefSeq and is a predicted model, not a curated record. Lineage: Eukaryota; Metazoa; Chordata; Actinopteri; Batrachoidiformes; Batrachoididae.